AAUCAGGAAGGGGGCAAACACUUUUUCACACAACUGUAUAUGAUGCAAUGCACUGGUGGAAAUACGAGCAGACCGCACAUAUGCAUCAUUCUCUGACUGGUGUGUGUGUGUGUGUGUGUGUGUGUGUGUAGGUUGUUGCACUGCCUGGUGUCGGUGGUGUUCCAGAUGACCAUACUGAGAGACCUGGAGAAGCUGGCUGGUUGGGUCCGCAUCUCCAUCAUCUAUAUCCUCAGUGGCAUCACUGGAAACAUCGCCUCCGCCCUGUUCCUGCCCUACAGAGCUGAGGUGGGUCCAGCAGGGUCUCAGUUUGGACUCCUCGCUUGCCUGUUUGUCGAGCUGUUUCAAGGCUGGCAGAUUCUGGAGAAGCCAUGGAAAGCCUUCCUCAAGCUGUUGGGCAUCGUCCUCUUCCUCUUCCUGUGCGGCCUCCUGCCAUGGAUCGACAACAUCGCCCACAUCUUCGGUUUCCUCAGCGGCUUGCUGCUCUCCUUCGCCUUCCUGCCCUACGUCACCUUCGGGACCUUUGACAAGUACCGGAAACGCAUCCUCAUCGCUGUCUCAAUGUUGGCCUACAUCGGGCUGGUCUCCUCGCUCAUCGUUUGGUUUUACAUUUACCCGAUUAACUGGCACUGGCUGGAGCAUCUCACCUGCCUGCCCUUCACAAACAAGUUCUGCGAGCGGUACGACAUAGACCAUGACAUUAACGAUGUGGUGCACUGAUCUCGAGGCUACUGAUGACGUGACUUGUGCUACUGAUCCGAUAUCUUCUAGCCAUUGACCAGGUCAACUCGGUGGCCAAUUAAGAAUGUUUUUUUGUUAUAUUUGCUCAUCAUAGGAACUGAUCAAAGUCCAUGUGAAUGGAACUGAAUCCGUCUCGUCUCCUCAGCCUUCACCUCCCUAAAACUGUACUCCUACUUUUUAAUCCUCAGUCAAGUCUGGAGCUACCUAGCAUGCUCAUUUGCUAACGGGCUAGUGAUCGGAGGACAGGAAACGAUACUCAGGAUGACAAAACUGCAGAGAGCUGGGUGGACCUAAAGAAAAUGGUCCACAGAGCGAGAGACUGGCUGGUCCCUUCAGCUCAAAGUCCCCUGAAUCUAAAGAAGCCAAAUAAAUCCCCUCGGGCCUCCAGUUGUGUUUCCCUUUAACCCUGUGGACGACAAACAGCUGAGAUGAAAAGGAGGACUGACGCUGUGGUGGGUCAUCGGGUAUCUUGUGGCCCAGUGAACUGAGAUACAUCGGAUGCCUCCUGCCACUAAUUCAUGUUGUCGGUAACACUGGGUUAAACACUACAAACGCUGCCGUUCAGUCCUGCUGCUUCUCUCUGUUUCGUGAAUGCCGAAGCGUGUCAAUAUUGUUUGGAGCAGUGAAAUGUUUGAGUAUUACCUGUGCACCUGAAAUAUUUCAAGUGAAAUGGCAGUGGUCAACUAAGGUGAGAUCUCUAUCUAAAACCACUCGUUGCCUUAAACAGAUUAUGCCAUUUUACACAGAUGCCUCUUUUAACUUCUGCAUACAGCCUGUGAUCAACUCUCAGCACGCUGAUGAACACAUUACAAAGCAGCUACACCUGCUGCUGAUAUAUGCAUGUUGUUCUUCCCAAUCCCUCAUGUUUUUCUGUACGUCACUGCUGCAAACACAGUCGUAGAUUUACUCUGAAAACAAUUGUGAAAAUAAUAUUUAUUCCAGGAGUGAUAAUCUAAACAGGCGUUUUUGUUAGAUCCUAGUAUGUUUUGCCGUAUUUUGUUUGACUCUGUGAAAGCAAACGGUCAUAGAAUCACAAGAUGUAAUUUACGUUCCGCCAGCGCCUUAAUGUGUUUGUGAAAUAUACCGUAAAAGACUUUGUGUUUACUAUUCACACUUAUUGUUGCUGUCCUUGACAAAAACAAUGCAAGUAAAUCCCCGACGUAUACACUGUCCUGACAUUAGCAGCUGAUUGCUCUGGUUGCGGUCCAUGACAGAGUUCUCCCUCGGGCUCCCGUCUUUUGUUUCGGAUCUAGUUUAUUGUUAUACACUGUGUAAUACGUGUGAGCUCUUUUUAGGAAACCUCUUAACUGUGCCUUCUGACAUGCGAGUCUUUGAUCUGAACCUGCAACGACCCGCGUCUUCAGUCAGGACUGUAUGUGCUGCAGUUUCACUGCUGUGUUUGCAUCGGGACCAAAUCAUUUCACUGUUUUCUAUUAAUUGGAAUAAAAAGGGAACGUUUCAAAACAAUGUCAGGUCAAGGCACUGGUCUGUUUUGCUUCAAUUUUAUAUGUGAAAAUGCACUUGUGUUAACACAGUCAUGACAACAUGAAUGCCACUCUAGUAAUGAGCUGAUGUGUGUUGGAGAGGAUUUGUAUCCGACAUCAAUUUCUCUACAUUUUCUGUAUUUCUGGUGCCACACCAAUGAGAGCUUUACAUUAAAGUGAGAAUAACUGCAUAUUAUAUUCUCAUGAAUCUAAAGUACAUUUAACAAUUGGCACAAAUUCCUGUAAUACAACUAUUCAAAAUCAUGCGAGGUGAUCGAAAGCUCCAGAACAGCCACUGUUUGGACUCCGUGAAGGAACUGUUAAAAUACAUGAAAGAACUCAAAGCAGACAUGCUGGAAAAUAUAACUUUUUAUUAUUUGAAGAACAAAUGUGGAAAAAACCCAAGAUAUUUAUCUUGAUUCAAGACUUUGGGAGGCAGAGGUGGUGAUUUUCUAGGCAAGAGGAGACUAUCAAGGAGACAUUUUGAAGCACAUAU
Messenger RNA from Anarrhichthys ocellatus (wolf-eel), 2718 nucleotides. Its product is annotated as inactive rhomboid protein 2-like. Gene Ontology annotation, biological process: regulation of epidermal growth factor receptor signaling pathway; regulation of protein secretion. Lineage: Eukaryota; Metazoa; Chordata; Actinopteri; Perciformes; Anarhichadidae. The record is from RefSeq and is a predicted model, not a curated record. Gene Ontology annotation, cellular component: endoplasmic reticulum membrane. The transcript is spliced from 2 exons. Gene Ontology annotation, molecular function: serine-type endopeptidase activity. Bases 166 to 717 code for a protein of 183 amino acids.